AUGCCACAUUCACCACUGAGCAUGUCACAGAUUGUGUAUAUAAUUGAAUUAGCAGCCACUGCCAGCCAGCCACCAACAUUAUCAUCUAAUGGGAUUAAACUGGUUGGGAUUGGUCUGGAAAGUCUUGGGGUAGAAGAUUUUGUGAAGAAUAAGUAUUUUGCAGGCGACAUCUACAUUGAUGAUAAAAGAAAAUGCUACAAAGACCUCAACUUUAAGAGGUAUGGCGUCCUUGGAGCUCUUAAAGCCGUUAUAUCCAGCUACUCAUCCAAGAUAUUGGCAGAGGCACGAGAGAGGAACAUUGAAGGUAAUCUUAAAGGAGACGGUCUUCAAAAUGGCGGACUCCUCAUCGUUAGAAAAGGAGGCGAACUGAUAUUCCUCCAUAGAGAAGAAUUCCCCGGAGACUUUUGUACUGAUGAAACAAUAAUAAAAGCUCUUGGAAUCACAAAGACAACAGAGCCACCUUCAGUUACUGAGAAAUGGAAGAAGUAA
Messenger RNA from Amphimedon queenslandica, 489 nucleotides. RefSeq names its product prostamide/prostaglandin F synthase-like. Gene Ontology annotation, biological process: prostaglandin biosynthetic process. NCBI's taxonomy places the organism in Eukaryota, Metazoa, Porifera, Demospongiae, Haplosclerida, Niphatidae. The transcript is spliced from 5 exons. The record is from RefSeq and is a predicted model, not a curated record. The coding region runs from base 1 to 489 and encodes 162 amino acids. Gene Ontology annotation, molecular function: prostaglandin F synthase activity.